UCCGGCUGGUUAAAGCAGCAAGCCGGGAGUUAUUCAGAAGCCUGUGUGUGCAGAUGCAAGGGCAGCAAUGAAGCUUCCCUCUGCCUGUUACUUUUUGCUCCUCUUCCUUGCUAUUGCUCUCGGUACGAGACAGAGUUAUGAAGAACUGGAAAGAAAGCUGAAACAGAUUUCCUCAGAGAAAAGUAGCCUUCUUCAGCAGCUCUCAAAAUCAGGCACAGAAUCGCACGGAAUGAAAGGAAACCUUCAGAACUUGAAAGCUGAUGAGGCAGUUGCUAAAAAUGACGUGCAGAAACUUUUGGAGAUCAGCCAGAAGCAAACCGAUGAAAUGAAAUCCCUUCAGGAAACACUUCAAAAGCAGAUCACUGAGGCUGCAGUGAAAGCAGAAAAGCAGCAGGCUGGGAUUAACUUCUUAAAGGCUGAAGUGGAAAGGAAGAGCAAACUGAUAAGAGAUUUACAGCAAGAGAAUAAAAGUCUGAAAAACAAACUUCUGUCUGGAAGCAAGCAGUGUGGCAUUCAUGCAGAACAGUCCAAAAGAAUCCAGUCACAGCUUAAGGAGCUACGCUAUGGGAAGAAGGAUUUGAUUUUUAAGGCACAACAGCUGACUGAUCUGGAACGCAAGCUAUUAGCAGCUAAACAGGAAUUGGAAAAGACAGCAGGUGAUAAGGAAUCUCAGCUGAAGGCUUUGAAGGAGGUGGCACAGCUCUGUGUAUCUGGAGUUUUAAAGAACCAGCCUCCGUUUAUUGGCAUGAAUCCUCCCAGAACUACAGAGAAUGGAAUGCUAUCAAGUAAAAACAGCUCCCGACAUCCGUUUCACCAGGCCAACAGGAAGCUUCCAGAUAUCUCUCCGAUUGAAAAUACCAGCUCACCAAGCAAAGGGGUGUUUCCCAAUGUGGCCAUGAAGAGUGAUGAUCAAGACUUAAUGGACUGCAGCUCUCACAAUGAGAAAGACUACGAAUCUUCAAGGUUGAGAAGCAGAUCACAAAAACCAGAACAAAACGAAAAAAAAAUUAGAGACUGUGGUUACUAGUCAUAAAAAUGCAAAGUUGUCUGUUGCAGAAGUGCAACAUAUACAACAGUAGAACAGUAUUGCGUUUAAAAAUGAUUCCCUUUGCAAUCACUUCAGCAAUUUUUGUUCAAAGAUAGUACAGGUGGUGUAUUCUAAGCUGAAGCAUGAUGCGUUUUACUACAAACACAUUAAUCUUUUUUUAGAUAACUAGACUAAAACUAAAGUGAUUAGAAGUGCAUAGGAGGCUAAUUAGAGCUUGUUUUUCAUUAGAAUUAAUGGCAAUAGUGGAAGAAGACUGCAAUAAACCAUUUUUCUUAAGAGACUGAUUUGUACUAACAUAAUCGAUUUGACAAUGAAGUACUUAGUGUGUGCUCUAUACUGAUGCUGUUGUGAUUUUUGUGAUCUCUAGUUCACAGGAAAUAGUGGAAAAGCUGAUUAGUCACUGAAGCCAACAAGCAGGAAUCUUGCUAUAGUUUGAUAACAAGUUUAAAAUUAGGAGCAGAAAUUCAACCAUGAAACAUUAUGUCAUUAGUAAGAGAGUACAUGAUCAUUCAAGGAGCUGAUUGAAAUCAUUACAAGAAAUAAUAGCCUCCUCCUAAUUAACUGUUCGCCAAAAAGAUACUUCUGUUGCCAAAGUGAUCUUUCCCGAGCAGAUUUUUUAUUUAAAAAAAAGCAAUAAUGAAAGGUUUUUUUUAGAAAACUGAAUAAAGAAAUAAUGGUGUUUUAGUUUAAAGAAAAGUUAUUUCCUCGAUGUUAUGAGUGUACGUGAUUCUUCAUAUGACAGCCGUUUGCCUUGUAGCCAUGUCUCAGUGUGUAAUAGUCGUGUUGUGGGUCAGAGCAGGAAUUAGUUCAAGUUCCACUCCUGGACUUGCACAUGGACAUCGAGGUUAACACUUCAAUGGGGGAAGUGGUCGCUCCGCUGGGGGUGCUGGCUUUCAGUCUUGAUAUUAAACCAGGUCCUGCCUGUCCUUGCUGGUAGACUUAAGAAAUCAAAGCACUUUCUCCAAGAAGUCCACGGAAAUCACCGCUGCUGUUCUAGCAAAAUGGCCUCCCUCAAUGAACAUCAGGCAUCAGGACAUGAUCACAUUGCUGCCUAUGGGAGGUUGUUGUGUGCAAAUUGGUUGUCAUGUUUCCAACAGUACAAUA
Messenger RNA from Hemiscyllium ocellatum (epaulette shark), 2152 nucleotides. RefSeq names its product leucine zipper protein 2 (gene luzp2). The transcript has 11 exons. NCBI's taxonomy places the organism in Eukaryota, Metazoa, Chordata, Chondrichthyes, Orectolobiformes, Hemiscylliidae. The record is from RefSeq and is a predicted model, not a curated record. The coding region runs from base 68 to 1027 and encodes 319 amino acids.